AUGGGGAUGGGGAAGGAGAGAGCUGAAAUUCCAAUACUUGCCAAGAAUGUGGUGCUACUUUUAAGAAACCUGCAUAUCUCAAGCAAUACGUGCAAAGUCAUUCCCUUGAAUUGUCUUAAGGAAACCAGCGGCAGCUUGUAUAGCUUGAUAUUGCUAUCGAUUAGAUUCAACAUUUUUAACUACCAUCCUUUGGAUAUCGUGAAGCAUUGGAUCCCACACAAAGAACUCCAAAAUUCGCGACGGUUUGACUUGAAUGGACCAGUACUAGGUGGGAGACCUCCUGAGAAGCUCUGUCAAGAAAGCCUCAAUCACGAACUGUUCAGUUAG
Molecule: messenger RNA, 327 nt
Organism: Prunus armeniaca (apricot)
Lineage: Eukaryota; Viridiplantae; Streptophyta; Magnoliopsida; Rosales; Rosaceae
Source: the annotation of a GenBank genome assembly